Molecule: messenger RNA, 921 nt
Organism: Pleurotus ostreatus (oyster mushroom)
Lineage: Eukaryota; Fungi; Basidiomycota; Agaricomycetes; Agaricales; Pleurotaceae
Exons: 6
Coding region: 1-921 (306 amino acids)
Molecular function (GO): nucleotidase activity
Source: RefSeq, a predicted model, not a curated record
AUGAAGUAUCCACUCUUCUCCGCCUUCCUUUGUAGUGGAUUCGGUUUCGUCAGUGGACAGACGGGCAGACCGAAUAAUAUAGUAGUCACCAAUGACGACGGGUGGGCAACAGCCCAAAUUCGUGCGCAAUUUGAUGCCCUGGAAGCCGCCGGAUUUAAUCUGAUACUCUCAUGCCCUGCAAUCAAUAGGUCUGGGACAGGAUCUUCGACGGCCCCACCUACCACGCUGACCGCACCUUGCGAAUUCAACACUUGCGCAACAGGCUCUCCACCGGAAGGUUCUGAUCCAGAGGACCCUCGCCUGAAUUAUGUCAAUUCGUUCCCUGUUGAUUCAGUCCGCUUCGGAAUUCAGACUCUGAGCCCGCAGUUUUUUGGGGGGUUGCCCGACUUCGUGGUCAGUGGACCGAAUGUUGGGACAAAUCUCGGCCCAAACAUCAACGGAUCGGGUACAGUUGGCGCCGCGUGCGAGGCAGCCCUUGAAGGAAUACCAUCAGCUGCGUUUUCGGCCUCCACGGCUAGCCAAAUCUCAUUCACCACUCUCACUACCGACCCGGAUUCUGCGCUCUCCAUUAGCGCACGUAUCUAUGCUGAUCUCACCACCACGUUCACGACAACACUGCUUGCCGCUGGGAGACCCGUCCUCCCACCUGGCAUCUCAGUGAAUGUCAACUUCUCGCCCACCCCCAACUGCUUGUCCGCUGGGGCUUUCAGAUUCGUGCCGACACGUAUUGCUGCGAACAACAAUGUGAUAGAUGCACCUGUUUGUGCGACAGAGCAUCUUCCUGCUGAGAGAGGAGUUGUCACCGGCCCAGGAUGCUUCGUUAGUGUCAGCGUGAUGAAUGCUGCAUCCAAGGGUGAUGUAGAUGCCGCAACACAGGCGAUUGUGUUCGAGAAACUGUCUCCCAUUUUGACGUGCUUUUGA